AUGACUGCUGUGGCUCCUUUGGAGAUUCGGAUUUUCUCCGAUCUAGUGAACAAGGCGAGAGUUAUUGAAGAAUAUAAAAAGAUAGUAGCUUCGUCAAAGGACACUCAUAGAGGAAACACUAGUACGGGACAUGGCAAGUACUUUCAGCCGAGGGGGCAGAAUUUCAAGAGAGGAGGACAUGCACCUCAAAGUCAAGGAGGCUUCAGAAAGAACACUUAUAAUCAGUUUCAGUAUGUAAAAGGAAGAGGGAAUCAGAAUAAGAUUUCUCCAGAUUUGACUUAUGUGCGUUGUGGGCGUUUUCAUCCAUAUGAAUCUUGCAAGAUUGGUAUAGGUGGUUGCUUCAACUGUGGUUUGCCUAAUCAUAUUGAGAGAGAUUGUACUCGUGGGAAGAACCCGAAUGCGGGUCAGAGUCAAUACCAAGGGCGAGUAUUUGCUGUGAACGCUAUGGAUGCUGCUAAAGCAGAUCCUCUGAUGAGAGGUAACUGUUUAACUGGUGAUAAAAUCUUGGUUGCCUUAUAUGAUACUGGAGCUUCGCAUUCAUUUAUUUCGUUUGCUAAGGUUGAGGAACUAGGCUUGAAAGUGUCAUAA
Messenger RNA from Arachis ipaensis, 588 nucleotides. The record is from RefSeq and is a predicted model, not a curated record. Lineage: Eukaryota; Viridiplantae; Streptophyta; Magnoliopsida; Fabales; Fabaceae.